CAGGUUUGCCAAAUCCACUGUGUGGAGCUGCAUCGCAGUCGGUGGUUAUUUGUGGACUUUUUUUCAGCACUUUUGGGAGACAAAAAUAAGACAAAAACAGCCUCGUCCCACCCCGACGUGCUGUCGCCGUUCUCCUUCCCCUACUUCCCCCCCGGUAAGGCUCGGAGCUCCUCGCUGCAACCAUGGUGGUGAUGAAGAUGAAGUUCCCCUUUGAGAAAAGGGUGAAGCUUGCCCAGGGAUUGUGGCUCCUGUCCUGGUGUGCCACAGUAGCCGGGGCGGUCACGUUCGCCCUCGGGUGCGUUCUCAAGACAGAGCUACGAAGGAGGGCAGAGGUCAUGGAUAAUGCCGACAUACAUAUCGUGCCCAACACCCUCAUGAUAGUUGGUCUGGCCUCCUUGGGCAUCAACUACUUUGCAUCGAAGAUCUGCCAGGAUGCCUUGGAUGCUGGCAGAUUUCCUCGCUGGAAGACCUUUUUGAAGCCCUACUUUGCCGUUUCUUGUUUCUUCACUGUGCUCAUGCUGCUAGCGAUCAUCAUGAGCUAUGCCAUGAAGGGCAAUCUGGAGUCUUCUCUGAAGGUCGGCCUGAGAAACGGCAUCCGCUUUUAUAAAGACACAGACACCCCCGGACGUUGUUUCCAGAAGCAGAACAUCGAUCGCUUGCAGAUGGACUUUCAAUGUUGCGGAAAUAACGAUCAUAGGGAUUGGUUUGAGGUUCAGUGGAUCAGCAAUCGCUACCUUGAUUUCAACUCCAACGAAGUAAAAGUCCGCGUCAAGAGCAACGUCGACGGCCGAUACUUGGUAGACGGAGUCCCGUUCAGUUGCUGUAAUCCUAGUUCUCCUCGACCAUGCAUCCAAUAUCAUCUUACCAACAAUUCAGCUCAUUAUAAUUACGAGUACGAGACAGAGGAGCUCAACAUCUACCUGCGAGGCUGCAGGGAGGCCCUGCUCAACUACUUCAUGGGUCUGAUGAACACCAUUGGGGCUGGAGUCCUCUCAGUCUUCCUCUUACAGGGUUCCGUGCUGGUGAGUUUGCGCUUCCUGCAGACCUCCAUGGAGGCAGUAGCAGGGGAGGAGAACACGGAGAUUGAGACAGAAGGAUACUUACUGGAGAAGGGAGUGAAAGAUACCUUCAUGGAGUACUUUGACCCUGUGCUCAAGUUCCUGUUGCUUAAAAACCAGGUACAGGAAGGCACUCCUGAAGGCACAGUAACCGCCUAAACACAAAAGUCGGACAUGUAAAUUUUUUUUUUUCUUUUGCCUGUCACUUUAAGUACCUGGUAUAGAUAGAUCAACAAAGAUACAUUAUUUAUUGUGAAUAGAUAUUUUACAAAGCAAUUAUAUGAAAUUGGAAGUUUUAUGACAUAUGUGCCACAACACAGUGGUUAGGAGUCAUUACAAUGAAAAACAGAAGAAUUGCAGUAUUUGUAGGACAGAUUCUUGGGCUCAAAACAUUUGUAUGUAGUAUUUAUUCUUGUUUUUACUUUGAUAGAUAUAAUUACAUUUCAUUGAAAUUUCA
Messenger RNA from Syngnathus acus (greater pipefish), 1515 nucleotides. It is a transcript of the gene rom1a, whose product is annotated as retinal outer segment membrane protein 1a. Gene Ontology annotation, biological process: visual perception. The transcript has 5 exons. The coding region runs from base 183 to 1217 and encodes 344 amino acids. Gene Ontology annotation, cellular component: membrane. Lineage: Eukaryota; Metazoa; Chordata; Actinopteri; Syngnathiformes; Syngnathidae. The record is from RefSeq and is a predicted model, not a curated record.